Numida meleagris (helmeted guineafowl) is the source of this 5902-nucleotide messenger RNA. RefSeq names its product zinc finger CCCH-type, RNA binding motif and serine/arginine rich 2 (gene ZRSR2). The transcript has 11 exons. Gene Ontology annotation, cellular component: spliceosomal complex; U2AF complex. The coding region runs from base 485 to 1921 and encodes 478 amino acids. NCBI's taxonomy places the organism in Eukaryota, Metazoa, Chordata, Aves, Galliformes, Numididae. Gene Ontology annotation, molecular function: pre-mRNA 3'-splice site binding; metal ion binding. The record is from RefSeq and is a predicted model, not a curated record. Gene Ontology annotation, biological process: mRNA splicing, via spliceosome.
ACUUCCCUCAGCUCUUCAAGAGAUCAUACCAGCAGCCAACUAUCAGCCAAGAGACACACUGAAAGCUCACCCGGUGGUAGGCAUUGCACAACUGUAUUUCACAUUGUCAUAGUGUAGCCAGCAUAAGGCACAUGUAAUCCAGGCAGUUACUGCAGCUGUGGACUAUCAGCACAACCCUCUGCGUGGACAGUCAGCCUAGCCGUGACCCUGGAGACAACACGCAAUGCUUCACUCAGCGGGGCUGGAAAAACCAUGGGAGAGGCUCAGCGGGCUCCACCUCCUUUCCUUUUGAGCGCUUUUGUAAACGAAAUGUAAAGCACUGCUUUUCAAGGCGCUCUGCAGUACGCGAACAACCAACUGCACCUCCAGCCUCAAUUGUCGCUAACGGGCACAGAGCGAGAACCAACGGCCGCCGCUCGGGUACCGGAAGGGAUUUUGCGCCCUUCCGCCGCGGGGUCACGUGACGUCCUGUCGGUAACGCAAGAUGGCGGCGCCCAUGUUGCUGCCCGAGUCCCCUCUGGGGAAGCUGAGCCAUCAGAAAUACAGAGCCAUUCUGAAGAAAGAAAAGCGGAAAAAAAAGCGGCAGGCACUUGCCAAACUGAGAGACUCGGAAGCUACAGAAAAAGAUGAAUCAGUGUCUGAGGAGGAAGAGGAGGAGCUCGAAGAAGAGGAAGAUGAGGAAGAGGAAAAAAAACUUGAGGCAGAAAGACAAAAACUACAUGAGCAGUGGUUGCUGAGAGAAGAAAAGGCUCAAGAAGAGUUCAAGCUUAAGAAAGAAAAAGAAGAGGCUGCAAGAAAACGUCAAGAGGAAGAAGAGAGAAAGAUCAAAGAAGAAUGGGAAGAGCAGCAAAGAAAAGAGAGAGAAGUGGCACAGCAGAAGCAACAGGAGAAGAGAGAAAGAGAGGCAGCUGUGCAGAAGAUGUUGGAUCAAGCUGAAAGCCAGCUGGAGAAUGGUGUGACCUGGCAUAACCCAGAGCCCCCAGAGAACAUAGGAACAGAGAAGGAUAGAGCAAAUUGCCCUUUCUAUAUCAAAACAGGUUCCUGCCGAUUUGGAGACAGGUGCUCCCGCAAGCAUAACUAUCCGACAUCCAGUAAGACACUGCUUGUCCGAGGGAUGUUCAUUACUUUUGGCAUGGAGCAGUGUCGAAGGGAUGACUACGACACCGAUGCGAGUCUCGAGUACAGUGACGAGGAGACCUACCAGCAGUUCCUAGAGUUCUACGAGGACGUGCUCCCUGAGUUUCAGAAUGUGGGCAAAGUUGUUCAAUUCAAGGUCAGCUGCAACUAUGAGCCUCACCUCCGAGGAAAUGUGUAUGUCCAGUAUCAGACGGAAAAGGACUGCCAGGCAGCUCUUGCUCUAUUCAGUGGCCGAUGGUACGCAGGCCGGCAGCUUCAUUGUGAAUUUUGUCCUGUGACAAGAUGGAAAACUGCUAUUUGUGGCUUAUUUGAAAGGCAGAAGUGUCCAAGAGGGAAGCACUGCAACUUUCUUCAUGUAUUCAAAAAUCCAAACAAUGAGUUCUGGGAGGCCAAUAGAGACAUACGCGUUUCUCCGGAACGGACUAAUCAGUUGUCUAAAAACUCUGAAAGGAGAAACAGAUCGAGCCAUCGUGAUGACUAUUACGGCCGGUCAAGGAGAAGGGGCAGCCCGAGCCCAGAUCAUUCUUACCGGAGAAAUGGGGAAUCCGAGAGAAAAAAGAAUCGCCGCAAAAACAAGAGAAGGCGCCGGUCUGGCAGGUCAAGGAGUCGAGAAAGGAGGAGGUCACGCAGCAGAGGGAGAAAGAGGAGAGGACGCAGUCGCAGCAGAAGUUACAGUCGAACACGCAGUCGGAGCAGGAGUCGGAGUUCCUCUCGAUCCAGGAGUAGGGGCAGAAAGAGAUCGAGCAGCAGAGGAAGAAAUAGUGAAACUCCCAAAACAAAGUGAGAAAUAAUUUUAGAAAUUGCUAAUUGAUCAAAUGUAGAGCUGACAAAGAAACCUUUCCAAUAGGGCACCAGAUUCGUUUGAGUCGCAAAUAAAGUGUUCUUGCACAUCAAAAUGUUUCUUCCUAAUAAAGGACCCUAGUUUACUGUGUGCUAAGCUUCAGAAAGUUAAAAGUCCUAUAUAAGGUGUAAAUGUCAAGUACUCUAGCUACUCUGUCCCUCCGAACUACUGCAACACAUGGAUGCAUACCGAGUACAAAAUAGAAAGAAGUAAAGCUUUUUUGGUAUAUGCUUAUGCCUGUGUUAUGUGUGUGUUAAGUGUUUACUGUCCCUGUAAGGAGUUAGUACAGAACAGCUAGUGUGCUGUAAAUUUGCACGACAGCAUACUGCAAAUUGAAGUCUGUGUAAAAGAGAGCCAUUUAUGUUUACCGAAUGUUUAUGGGAAUUUUCGUUCUAGACAAAGUAAUAUAAUCAUCUUAUGCUUGGAGAAAAGGGAUCUAAAAAGACUUCACAGUUUGAUUGUACAAUAGUUGCCCAGUAGAAGCUUUGUGGUCAUAAGUGUUGGAUUUUUUUCUCUCCCAUGACUGAGCUGCUGAGCUAAUUGCCUGUAGGGAUUGCAGUAGACUAAAACCAAGUAGGAAGUACACAAAAAAAAAAAAAAAUCAACCAACUUAUUCAGUACCUUAAUCCCCAAGUAAAAGGGGAGACCGUGCACUUGUAAUCCUGGACUGAAGACAGAAAAUAGUUUGCAUACCUCUUAGUUGCAUGCCAUUUGUAGCUGAAAACCACCUGCCUAACCUACGGUGGAGUGGUAGGAAAAUGUAAAUCUGGUCACUAAACAGGCAGAUGUAGUUGUAAAGGCUCAAGAUGACCGCAGAGAUGUUGCAGAGUGGCUAAAGGAACUGAAAGGUUUAUACCUGAAAUCAUACUUCAGGGUUUGUUUGUUUCUUUUCUGAGAUGAGGACUUGAUUUGAAGCCCUUUUUAGGCUUGUAUUACAAGCAGUUUAAGGCACCCUACUGCCUAGCUCCCCUACAGCCAGGGCGGAGAGUAGGGUACAUAAAAAUGAAGUUAUCAGGAUAAAGCUUUCUUGAAAUGACAGCUGUGUUAGCAAAGUACUUGCAAUUAGCAAAGUCCUUAUAAAUAUCUCUCUUUUAAAUGAAAGAUUUGUGCUGUUAAAUGGACUGUACUUCACCCGGUUUAUCUAUAGGUAUUUAACUUAGGCACUUAAGGCAUCUGUACGUACGCGGAGAGAGCAGUUUGUGGUACGUAAGGUGCAGGUGCCCUGAACUGUGCGCAGAGAUACCUCCCUCUCUUCAGCCUCUCCAGAGAAUUUGGGACUCCUGCCUUCAGGGGACGGUUCCAAGAAGCCUAAAGUCGGCAUGAAAUGCUCCCAAAUAGAUCUUUGUGGUGAUUCAGCAGUACAACGUAAAGUCCCAUCAAAAAUCUGGACAUCCAAACUCACUAUAGCAUUCCUCACAGCAUUUUUUUUUUUCCAAGAUAGUUAAGAGUGGAUGAACAUUGCUUCUGGUUAUUAUAUAUAUAUAUACAUAUAUAUAUAUAAUUAUUUUUUUCUUUUCUAAAUGCGUAUUGCACCUAGCAUGCUGAUGAUACUUUUUUCUUCUUUCAUGUAUAACAACUGUUGUCCGCUAUGGAGUAACACAACGAAAGUGUUAUAUAUUGUGGUUCAGUUCAAACCCAACUUCCACUAUAUAUUGUCAUAACUGUAGGCAGAACGGUAGCUUAGUUAAUUUGAUUAGAUGCUUUAGUUAUUAACAGAUAUAGAAAUUGUAAUCUAAUAGCAGAACUUUUGAAGUAAUUAUAACUUCACCCGAAAGGCCUAUUUCAAUGGACAGCACUAAGUUUUAAAUUAUAUUUUGAGAAAUUUGUGACAACCGGUUUCUCAUGGCGUAUCUUUUCUGACUAAACCGUACAGAUUUUUCCCCAGGGUUUCUCUUUUCUCAUGGAUGCUCACUUGUCUAGUUGGGGUACUUAUGCUGAGCGUGGCAAACUCAUGCAGCUGAACUGGCGUUUCCCGCUUGCUGCGAUGCAUCGCUAACGGGCCACUUAGAUCCUCACGUCACUGGUGCUGCCUUGCUUCCCACAACCGGCUUUCUGGUGGACCAGCCUGCUGCUUGAGGCUCUUGGGUAGAAAAGCAGAUUUAUGGUAGCUGUAGUGUGCUGUAUAGCCCGUGUCAUGUGGCAGGCUGUUGCUGAGGAUUAUCUUGAGGGAAAUAAACGACCAAGCUCGACCAGAAGCGAGACGGGUGUGGUGGGAUGCUGAUUUUGUGACAUCUGUGACAAGCCGGGUGAAAUAAGUGAAGCGGACCUCUGUAGGAUUAGAAACCGUGGGCCAACUAAAACCCACGUGAGAAUUCCACAGGUAAUAAGGCUCCUUGUCCCCACGGUUUUGUAAUGGGAUCUGGGAAGCUGAGCAGCUGUAUUUUUUUUUUUUUAAAGAAAAGUUCUUAUAAUAAAAAAAAAAAACUUGCUCAGAGAUGCAUGUAACAUUUAAAUGUGCUUUAUUUCUGCUACUCCAAUGGCUGAACCUUCAGCUUUUUUUCUUGGGAUCUGGAUCCAAACUUUCUGGCUGUACCUGUGCGCUGUAGGACUGGUAGCUGUAACUAUUCAGUUUCACGUGCCGUCUGCUUAUUACACUGAAACAAGUGCUGCAGAUCUGACAUUUUGUUUGCUUUUGGUAGCAUGAAACCUGGAAUUCAACCGGUUUUCAAACUUAAGAGUUCAUCUAUUUCAGUGUUGUUUUCCCUAUUUCAUAAUCUUAAGUAGUGUCGUAUGCAUGGUUUUGUUUCCUUAUUAGCCGAGCGAGCUAUUUAUUCUGAAGAGACAAGGCAACUGAAAUUCCUAAACGUUAAGCUUCUUUUUCCAAAGGGGAAAAGCCCAGAAGAAUGCAGGAUGGAUUUAGAUUUGCAAGGAAUAGCUUGUUCCCACUUUGCGCUAUUCUGCGUAAUCCACGUAGGAGGACCACGUAAAGUGAAUUAACAGCAGUCGAGUUUUAUGUGUGCUUUUAUUUUUUGAAUGGCUGCUUAAAGCAGUGGCUUUCGAACUUGAUUAUGAAGUUUGUAAGUAUCACUAAAGCGCUUUGGAUUUUGAUUACGAAAGCAUUAUUUACAGAAGAGCUGCAAGAAGGGGGUUAGGGGAGCAGCAAGGCCCUCCUGGCAGGGCUGGCCAGCUGAGGAGGUCAGGAUGGGGAGCAGGCGCUGCUCUGACUGUUCUCCUGUGGAAGGAGUAAGGUCACGGAGAAGGAAAUGGAAUGUGAAAGUCCAACUACUUCAUAGAACUCAUCCAACUCCAGGUGCUUACCCAAAAUGUUUCAAGACAGUAAGAGCAGGUUUCCUGCAGCAGAAGGGAAUGCUGCUAAGAGGGGGCAGGGGCUACUUUAAGCACCAGCAGUAUGACUACCCAGUGGCACUUGAGCACCUGGGAAAGCAGCAUGCCUUCGGCUUUGUGCUGGUGACUGCUCUGAAGUCAUUUUCCUUCCCAGCACGGUUGCCACACUUGCUGAGUAGCCAUUAUCACAUGGGUGGCAGGAGGACUUGCCCAUGCUCACAUGCUGAAUGCAAGGCAUCCAUUUUUGUGAGGAGGCAACAAGCACGGAUGAAGGUCUUUCCCUUGUUGAUGGAAACAGACAGUCUGAAAUGUAUUCUAAGUAACUUUUUCAGCUUCACAUCCUUCAAUAGGAUGUCUUUCUGAGAUUUGGCUGUGCAUUACCACAUUCAGUGUACUUAAAUACCUGUACCAGUAGCAGCAUCCUUGGGCUGCACAAAGUAAUGGCUUUCAGAAGAAAUGCAAGAGCCUGCUCAGAGAUGCUCUUACUUCCUGCCCUGAAUCAGCACUUCUUACAGAAUGUGAAAGUCUACGCUAGUCAAAAAAUUAAAUGAUAUAGGAACGUAAAUUAUGCUUUUAAAGAGUGCCACUGAUUUUUGCUUUCACUGUUAAGCUUGCUGUAAUUAAAAUAACACCCUAUUA